AUUGAACAAAUCUCCCCUGUGGACUGUCAUUUAAAAGCAUGAGUACACUACACAGAGAAAGGCUGGGUUCUUAUCAGGACACAAAUUUAAAGGCUGUAUGGACUUGGGGAUGGAAAUUAAACACCUCUUGUUUUUGGUUGCUGCUGCUUGCUUACUGCCUAUGUUGUCCAUGAAAAAGAAAUCAGCUAGAGACCAAUUUAAUAAGCUCGUCACUGACUUGCCAAAUGUACAAGAAGAGAUCGUUAAUAUACACAACGCCCUCAGGAGAAGAGCAGUUCCACCAGCCAGCAACAUGCUGAAGAUGAGUUGGAGUGAAGAGGCUGCACAAAAUGCCAGAAUUUUUUCAAAGUACUGUGAUAUGACAGACAGCAACCCCCUUGAAAGGAGACUUCCAAAUACCUUUUGUGGAGAAAAUAUGCAUAUGACAUCUUAUCCUGUAUCAUGGCCAAGUGUAAUUGGAGUCUGGUACAGUGAGUCUACAAGUUUCAAACAUGGAGAAUGGACAACAACAGAUGAUGACAUAACUACUGACCACUACACUCAGAUUGUUUGGGCCACAUCUUACCUGAUUGGCUGUGCCAUUGCAUCAUGCCGCCAGCAAGGAUCACCUCGAUAUCUCUACGUUUGUCACUAUUGUCAUGAGGGAAAUGAUCCUGAAACAAAGAAUGAACCUUACAAGACGGGCGUCCCAUGUGAAGCCUGCCCAAGUAACUGUGAAGACAAACUUUGCACUAACCCCUGCGUCUACUAUGAUGAAUACUACGACUGUGACAUACAAGUCCAUUAUCUUGGAUGCAACCACUCAACAACUAUCCUAUUCUGUAAAGCCACUUGUCUGUGUGACACUGAGAUAAAAUAGGUCUUUGUUAUUUUCAACUGUUCUAUGCUGUGACAAUGAGGAGGAGAUGUCUGUUGGAUUCAUGUCUUUUGCUAUAGUUCAGUAGCUUCUGCUAAAUUUCAUUUGAUUUUAAUCAUGCUGGAGACCUUAACUCCUGUCCUGAUACAUCCUGAAGUAACACUGUUUUAAACUUUCUUAGUGCUGGAGUAAAAGAUCAAGUCCAACACCUGCCUUAAAUUUAAAUCAUGCGAUUUACAGUUCUUAAGUUGGCAUAAUUCAACUUAUGGUAUAACUGGGUCCCUCAACAGUAACCUGGGCUAAAGUAGGUCUUACGUGGUUGAACUCCCACACCCGCCUUCCCCAUAUUUUCAGCCACUCUGAUUAUCUUCCCUGCACAACUAACAUCCGGUAAUAAUUCUUCACUUUUAAAAUUUUAAUUCUACUUUAAAUCAAUCAUUAAAGGAAUCCACAAAGCAAACAGAGUUCAGUCUCAUCUUGCAAGGUAAAUAUCACUUAACGGGAAGUAGUUUAAAUGUCUCAUUGUUUUAUUGACACAUCUAUAUAUAUAUUUGUGAAGCAAGAAACAAUAAAAAAGCUUCGUGUGCCAUUAAUUCAACAAAAUAUGUAUUCAGUACUGUACUGAUUCAGUACAGAUGCAUGUUUAUAUACAUAGAAAGAAUAUAGUUUCAUUUCAUUGCAAAGGCAGUAUAAAAGAUAUAUAAAAUAGCAUAAUAUGAGAAAUUAAGUCCCUAAAGACAUAUGGGUCACAUAUUAUUAUUGCCAGAUGAGCAUAAAUAGCUUCUGUUUGGAGAUUCAGGAAAGCCUUAGGGUGGAAUGAGGAACAGUAAACAGGGUUGCAAAGGUUAUGAUUAUUUCAACACAAUGGAAGAGCACAGUUAAGGCCAACUAACGUAAAAUGCACUGAAGCCUUAGGGAAUAUUCAAGGGCCUGACAUGGGGAAAGGGAAGGCUAGAAAUAUUUGGUGAAAUUUUAACAUUAUACCAAAGUUAUACCCAGUUCUACCUACUUGUAUAUUUCUUUACUCAUUUCAAUAAAGUAUUUG
Messenger RNA from Symphalangus syndactylus (siamang), 1901 nucleotides. It is a transcript of the gene CRISP1, whose product is annotated as cysteine rich secretory protein 1. Gene Ontology annotation, cellular component: extracellular region. The record is from RefSeq and is a predicted model, not a curated record. NCBI's taxonomy places the organism in Eukaryota, Metazoa, Chordata, Mammalia, Primates, Hylobatidae.